Messenger RNA from Aspergillus heteromorphus CBS 117.55, 1302 nucleotides. RefSeq names its product DUF1479 domain-containing protein. The record is from RefSeq and is a predicted model, not a curated record. The transcript is spliced from 6 exons. The coding region runs from base 1 to 1302 and encodes 433 amino acids. Lineage: Eukaryota; Fungi; Ascomycota; Eurotiomycetes; Eurotiales; Aspergillaceae.
AUGACUGUGGCAGUCGGAAAGACGGGAUCCCCAGAUGCGGAGCAAACGCCAGUACCAGCCAAAUCCGCGGAUCAGAUAAAGCGGCUUAUCGCGAGGCGACAGGAACAGGUUAAGAGAAGCUGGGCCCGUCUUCUGAAGUCGGAUGUUAUCCCGAGUAUUGAUUUCAAGGACAUCCAGGCUGCUCCGCGGUCUUUCCAAAAUGAGCUGCGGAAACGGGGUGUUGCUGUUAUCCGGGGUGUGGUCCCCGAGGAAGAGGCAAGGGCUUACAAGAAGGAAAUCGAAGCCUAUUUCCCGGCGAACCCAAUCUUCGAGCUCUAUUGGUCCAAGCCCCAGAUGAGAGCCCAUCUUCACCCCAAUAUGGCUGAGACCCAGCGUUUUCUCAUGAGCUUCUGGCAAUCGCAUGCUGCCGAUGCAAAGGUUUCGCCCAUUCAUCCCCUCACAUAUGCCGACCGCGUCCGUAUCCGCCAACCGGGCGACGCGGGCUUCGCGCUCGGGGCUCACGUCGAUGGCGGUAGCGGCGAACGAUGGGAAGACAACGGAUAUGGUCUAGGCGACGUAGAUCAGCGCAUCUGGGAGGGACGUUGGGAGGAGUACGAUCCCUGGGAGGCUAGUUGCUGCGUACCCGCCGUCGCUGAUCGGUACAACGGUGCGGGUGCAUGCUCCAUGUUCCGGAUGUUCCAGGGCUGGCUCGGCAUCUCGCACGUCGGUCCCAAGGAAGGAACUUUGUUGGUCAACCCCAUCCUCUCCAUGGCGACGGCUUAUUAUCUUCUGCGACCUUUCUUUGAGCCCAUCUCCAAGCCUCCAUCUGGAGGAUCCCGUCUCUCACGGGAUACCCCGUCGAGCAAGUUGGAGGGCGCUACCCCGGGGUUCUCGCAGGAGCUGAACGAUAUCCUCCACCCACAUAUGGAGCUCGAAAAGACGAUGGUCCAUGUUCCCCAGAUUGUUCCAGGCGAUUACGUUGCUUGGCAUUGUGACACAAUCCACUCUGUCGAUGAAGUGCACCAAGAAAAAGGCGAUUCCAGUGUUCUGUGUAUCCCCGCUUGUCCUGUGACCGAGGCGAACAUGGAUUACGUCCCGCGCCAGAAACAGGACUUCCUUGCCGGUGUACCUCCGCCAAAUUUCCCGGGUGGUAAGGGGGAGAGCGAGCAUGUCGGGCGGACUACUGAGGAGGAUUUGCGGAAUUUCACAAACGAGGAGGGUUUGAAGUCGUUUGGAUUUGCGAAGUGGGAUGCGCAGGAAAAUAAUCUCAACCAAGGACAGCGUUGGGUGUUGGAGGAGUCGAACCGUAUUUUGGGUUUGUAG